AUGUACUGGACGUAUUUGAUCAGGUACACUUGCUUAGCAAGCAACAAGAACGGACAAGUUCAGCACUCGUUCGACUUGAGCAUCAUCAACAGUUCUGUACCGUUGAUCAUCGACAGUCCGCAGUCGAGAUCCGUAACACCGGGUCAAUCCGUCACACUUGUAUGCCGUGCCAGUGGUCAACCACCUCCGAAGAUCACAUGGACGUUUGAUGGCCAUCCGCUCGACGCCACCGACCCACACGUUACGCUGGUCCGAUUUGACACCGAGCUGACGAUUCGCCAUGUCACUCGUGAAGAUGAAGGCACCUAUAACUGCAGGGCAAGUAGCCCACUUGGAUAUGAUUCAGCCGAAGCAAAACUCAAAGUGAGGAUACCAAAUAAGGAAUUAUUGGACAGUUCACUGAAUGAAGAUAUUCUUCGAACAAUCGUUCAGCAGGCACGAACAAGCGUUGAUAGAGCAAUUAAUGAUUCGAAAAAAUCAUUUGGUCAUGAUACAACAUCUCCUUGGGAAUUCAUGAAGCAGUUCAAAUUCAAUGUACCGCAGAAUGUCGAACUGACAAAAGCUCGAGAAAUUUACGAGCAAAGUUUGUUACUUGUGCAAGAUCACGUGCGUAAUGGUUAG
Messenger RNA from Anisakis simplex (herring worm), 621 nucleotides. The record is from the annotation of a GenBank genome assembly. Lineage: Eukaryota; Metazoa; Nematoda; Chromadorea; Rhabditida; Anisakidae.